CUUCAUAAGUAGCAAAUUAACAUAAUACUCGGAAAAGGGUUUUUCAAUUCCCAAAUUAAAAUUCUAGGGUUUCGAUUUCUACCGGAAAUUCAACACUCGAUCGGAAGAUAAUCACCGAUUCGCAACAAAUCAUCGAAGAAUCUCCGAUUCACAACAAUCGGAUUGCUGAAAUCAGGUACUCAAGAGAAAAUGGGUGCGAAUCAGCAAUAUACAAGAAUAGAUACAUUAGAGCUAAAAGCUCUUUUACAUCAAAAGAUCGGACAACAAAGAUCAGAGAAAUAUUUCAACUUGCUAAACAAACUAUUCAGUCUCCAGCUCAGCAAGAGCGAUUUCGACAAAUUCUGCAUUCGUACCAUCGGGCGGGAAAAUCUCCCUCUUCACAAUCGAUUAAUUUCAUCGAUCGUAAGAAACGCCGCACUAGCUAAAGUUCCACCACCAACAGUGAAAAAGUUAGCAAACUCUCUCAACGUCAAAGUUUCACGGGCCCCACAAAGGAACAGUCUUCAGACGCUUUACGGAGAUGCAUUUCCUUUAUCACCUCGCAAGAGCCGAUCUCCACGAUCCCCGAGAGACCGCAAAUUUAAGGAUCGGUUUAGUCCUCUUGGGCCCAACGGGUCGAAGGUGCACCAGGAGGCCCAUCAAAGCCCAACUGAACUACAUUCUCUCGGUAGCAGACCGCCUGUUGAAGUUUUAUCUGUUGAAGACGGUGAAGAAGUGGUUUCCGGAAGUCCCGGGAUUCAAAGCAGAAGCCCGGUUACGGCUCCUCUUGGUAUUACUUUGAAACUGGGCCCGGCCCGGAAAAUGAUACACCAUAGUAGUAGUUCUCGACCCCGGUCUCAUACAUGUGAGAACAGCUACGAGUUACCUGAUAGUAGAUCUUUGAGGGGUCGUUUGAAGGAGAAACUCGACCCUGAGGGGCUAAGUAUUUCAGACGACUGUGUUAAUUUGUUAAACGUCGGUUUGGAUGCAUACUUGAAGAGAUUGAUGGAACCUUGUAUCGGGCUGCUUGCCCGGUCGAAGAUCGGUAGAGCCGCACCUGGGUCGUAUAGGCAAAGGCUAAGGACACCAGCAGUGUCGGUUUUGGAUUUCAACGUUGCGAUGGAGUGUGAUCCAAGUAAACUUGGAACAGAUUGGGCAACCCGAUAUGAGAGGUUGUGUUUUAGCGCGUUUAAGUAAUAAAAUCGCCGUUGAGGUGAUGUGAGGUGAUUCUUAGUUUGCAGGGCGUCUUUUGAUAUUUGUCUCUGUUUUGUUUAUGGGGACUAUGAAGUUUCAAUGGUUUAUUAGUUUCAAGUCUUGUAUAGCAUUUAUUCAAGUUGUCGGUUUCGUUGUGUGUUAUCCUCGUGGACUUUUGUUCAUUUUCGGUAAUUAUUUGUUCAUUUGACGA
Messenger RNA from Helianthus annuus (common sunflower), 1384 nucleotides. RefSeq lists its product as uncharacterized. Bases 190 to 1176 code for a protein of 328 amino acids. Gene Ontology annotation, molecular function: transcription coactivator activity. Gene Ontology annotation, cellular component: SAGA complex. Lineage: Eukaryota; Viridiplantae; Streptophyta; Magnoliopsida; Asterales; Asteraceae. The transcript is spliced from 2 exons. The record is from RefSeq and is a predicted model, not a curated record. Gene Ontology annotation, biological process: regulation of transcription by RNA polymerase II.